AUGUAAAAUCUUCCAGAAUUCGUAAGAUCAAAUUACUAAUGGAGCCUCAGAGAUCUAUUCGGAGGUGCUCUCUUUAUUAAACUUCCAUUAGAAUUUGCUGACAUAAGGUACAUAUUAUAGAAAACAAAUAAUCCCACAUAUAGCUCCCAUGUACCAGUGAGUGAUAAUUAAGAAGUAUUUUCUAAUGUCAAUAAUGAUGCCCAACUGAUCAUUGAGCUUUUGGAGUACCAUGAGGGAACCGAGGCAUUCAUUCUUAAGGGAACCUAAAAGAUUAUUCCAAACAAGAAAGUAAAUGAUACAAGAGACUUUGUUUCUAUCAUCAUGCUCUUGAUCAGAUUAAAACAAUUUAAAACUGACUUAUUGAUCACUCUUAAUAUUCCAGACAAAACCUUAAAUUAAGAAGGAGUUGCUUAAGGUGACGGUUCAAGCGAAGCCUUUACUUAAAAUGUAGCAAUUAAUGAAGCAAUGUUCCAAGAGGCUAUGAAUCAAAUCUAUUUCACUGAUAUGGAAACUUUAGAGAAUCUAUUCAACACAGAGAUGGAAAUGGAAAUGAACUGA
Messenger RNA from Stylonychia lemnae, 558 nucleotides. Lineage: Eukaryota; Ciliophora; Spirotrichea; Sporadotrichida; Oxytrichidae. The record is from the annotation of a GenBank genome assembly.